Molecule: messenger RNA, 2148 nt
Organism: Oncorhynchus nerka (sockeye salmon)
Lineage: Eukaryota; Metazoa; Chordata; Actinopteri; Salmoniformes; Salmonidae
Gene: actr6
Product: actin related protein 6
Exons: 11
Coding region: 144-1334 (396 amino acids)
Cellular component (GO): Swr1 complex
Molecular function (GO): nucleosome binding
Source: RefSeq, a predicted model, not a curated record
CAUUUCUUGAGCUAUGAUUGGCCAGAAAGAAGCACGCUAGAAGAGCGCACGAUAAAUUCGAUAUUUGCUCAGCUAUGUAGCUAGCUACUGUAGUUUGAUUGUUUAUUGAACUACAGUUUAAGUGGCCCUGGUAAAGUCAGAAAAUGACCACUUUAGUUCUUGAUAACGGAGCUUAUUCGGCCAAAAUUGGAUACAGCCACGAAAAAGUCAGCGUUAUCCCAAAUUGUCAGUUUCGCUCCAAGACGUCAAGGCUGAAGACUUUUACCGCCAACCAACUGGAUGAAAUCAAGGAUCCCUCAGGACUUUUCUACAUUCUCCCUUUCCAAAAGGGUUACCUUGUUAAUUGGGAUGUCCAAAGAAAAGUGUGGGAUCACCUCUUUGGAAAGGAAAUGUUUAAGGUGGACUUUGCAGACACCAGUGUAGUGAUCACAGAGCCCUACUUCAACUUCACCUCCAUUCAGGAGUCCAUGAAUGAGAUCCUGUUUGAGGAAUACCAAUUCCAAGCAGCUCUCAGAAUUAAUGCUGGAUCCCUGAGCGCCCACCGCUACUUCCAGAUGAACAACCAGGAGCUGUGCUGCAUCGUGGUGGACAGUGGCUUCUCCUUCACCCACAUAGUCCCCUACUGCAGGGGGAAGAAAAUGAAGGAUGGGAUAUGCAGGAUCAACGUAGGAGGCAAGCUACUGACCAACCAUUUGAAGGAGAUUAUUUCAUAUAGGCAGUUGCAUGUCAUGGAUGAGACCCAUGUGAUCAAUCAGGUGAAAGAGGAUGUGUGCUAUGUAUCCCAGGAUUUCUACAAGGACAUGGAUAUAGCACAGUUAAAAGGAGAGGACAACACAGUGAUGAGAGAUUAUGUGCUACCAGAUUUCAGCUCCAUCAAGAAGGGCUUUUGCAAGCCAAGAGAGGAGAUGAACUUCACAGGGAAAUACAAGACUGGAGAGCAGAUCCUGCGCUUGGCCAAUGAGAGGUUUGCCGUCCCAGAGAUGCUCUUUCACCCCUCAGACAUCGGCAUCCAUGAGAUCGGCAUCCCUGAAGCGCUAGUCAACUCCAUCAACAACAUGCCAGAGGAGAUGCAGCCCCACUUCUACAAGAACAUUGUCCUCACUGGGGGUAACACAUUGUUCCCAGGGUUCAGAGAUCGGGUGUACAAAGAGGUCCGCUCCCUCACCCCCACCGACUUCCAGGUUUCUGUGCUGCAGCCACCCAAUCCAAUCUCCUACCCAUGGGAAGGAGGCAAGCUCCUGGCAGAAAACCCAGACUUUGAUGAGAUGGUGGUCACUCGCGAAGACUAUGAGGAGAAUGGACAUUUCAUUUGUGAAGAAAAGUUUGAUAUCUAAAGGACUUUAGUUGUAAUCAUAUGUCUCACAAAGGUCAUUGGACAGAGGAUGGCUGAAGCAACUACAGCAGAUCCAACAAUUACAUUUUUUUUAAACUGAAAAUGUCAUUUGAAUUCAGAUUUCUAGUACUGUUAUUGGGAUGCAGACUUCACAUUCUUACGUCUUCGGCUAUCAUUAUAAAUGUGUGAACAUUGAAUCACAGGUAGUGCCCAUCAAAGGAGUGUAGAACUUACCAAUUCAAAUUUACCACUGGGUUUGCUGGCAAACCAUAAAACAAAAUUCUAACUCAAUACAGUAACAAACCACCCCUAAAGCCCCUCACUCAUCAUUAAAUUGCUCCAGUGAGUUUAUUUGCUAAGUAAACACAUUCCUCAAGAGUCCGUUAGAUGUUGAUCAUUAUUUCCCCCCUACUUACAGAUUCAGCUUUACUAUCAACUACAGUGGGGCAAAAAAGUAUUUCGUCAGCCACCAAUUGUGCAAGUUCUCCCACUUAAAAAUAUGAGAGGCCUGUAAUUUUCAUCAUAGGUACACUUUAACUAUGACAGACAAAAUGAGAAAAAAAAUCCAGAAAAUCACAUUGUAGGAUUUUUUAAUGAAUUUAUUUGCAAAUUAUGGUGGAAAAUAAGUAUGGCCUGAAGCAUUAUAUAUGCUGUUGUUAUACUGUUAUGCUGAUUAGGUUUAUAUUGUUACCUGUGCAUAGAAGGCACUGACAUAUCUGUACUUUGUACCAAAUGAAACUGGGUGUAGCUGGUAGUAUGAUAUCAGUUUCAACUCAACUCCAGAAUAAAUUGGUGGCUAUGAGUGAUCAUGGAAA